Molecule: messenger RNA, 726 nt
Organism: Solanum verrucosum
Lineage: Eukaryota; Viridiplantae; Streptophyta; Magnoliopsida; Solanales; Solanaceae
Product: laccase-14-like
Exons: 3
Coding region: 1-726 (241 amino acids)
Molecular function (GO): oxidoreductase activity
Source: RefSeq, a predicted model, not a curated record
AUGAAAGCCAACAUUACCACUGUUCAUGUCACUUUCGUUGUCCAUCACAUUACUCAGGCUUUUCCUUUUUCAAAGCCUCAUGCCUAUAUUUCCAUCAUUUUAGGUGAAUGGUCGAAGAAGGAUGUCAAGGAGGUCUUCCAUGAAUAUAUUAACUCAGGCGGUGAUAUAAAAUCGGACGCUUUCACUAUCAAUGGACAACGUAAUGAUUUCUACCCUUAUUCAAACAAUGGAACAUUUAGGAUAGUAGUGGAUACUGGGAAGAAAUAUCUUCUCAGAAUUGUGAACGCUGCAAUCCGUAAAAAAUUUUACUUUGGGAUUACAAGGCACAACUUAACUGUAAUUGCGAUGGAUGGAAGUCCUAUAACAAAACCAUUUACAACAGACUACGUCAAAUUGAGUGUAGAAUACUCGAUUGACUGCAUAUUCGAGGCGAACCAAUAUCCAGAUUAUUAUUAUUAUUAUAUAGUUGUUGUAACGAAUAUUAGCGAGACGUAUGACACGAAUAAAAUUACAACCGUCAUUAUAGAAUACCAAGGGAAUUACAUACCCUCUUCACCACCUCUUCUUCCCAACUUUUCCUCCAACUACGAUAAAAGUUCUAGUAGGAAUUAUUUAUAUGUAAUAAUGACUUUUGUAAUUUUGGGUUUAUUUUUUUGUACGACAUUCGUUGUUUGGUAUAGGCAGACUAAUAGGCCUCAUAGAAGCGCAAUGGUCACUCCCAUGUAA